GCUCUCAAAAAAAAAAUUAUCUUCAGUUUUCAUGAACAUUGAACAAAAAUUCAAAAUUUCUCCAAGUUUAUCUUCAUUUCUUUAAAUUUAAAAGUUAAAAAAUUUACUGACGAGGCAGAAGAGCCAGCCAGACAACAACUUUUUUCCUUUUACCCAGAUCAUCUUGUUUAAUUUCAAGUUCUUCGUUACAACUGAAUUUGUUUUCAAUUCCAUCAAGCAAGACGAUGUCUCGUUAUAAAUCACCUAUUCCAGAUCGCUGGUUGGAGUAUACAUCGGUCGGAAAACAGAUUGACGUGACUCCUUUUCUCGCUUUCAAAGUACCUUUAAAAGAUACAUUCUUCAGUAAUGUUUCACCCGAGCAGAAGUUCAGUCCGUCGGAUUUGAUCGAAUCGGUUCCAAAUCUGUCUCUUGUUAUCGAUCUAACCAAUACUCAGAAGUAUUACUCGGGAAAUGACUUCCUUAACAGUGGUAUCGAGUAUAGAAAAAUCUUUUGUCCCGGCCAUCAAAUUCCACCUCGAAGACUUAUUAAAAAAUUUUUCCGAAUAGUAGACGAUUUUGUGAAGAAAACUAACGAUAGCGACGAUAAAGGCCAAGUUCGUUUAAUCGGUGUUCAUUGUACUCACGGUAUCAAUAGGACAGGUUUUUUCAUUUGUAGCUACAUGAUAAACAAAUUGGGGUACAAUUCGGAAAAAGCAAUUUCGGAAUUCAAUUCAGCCCGAGGACACGACAUCGAGCGAGAAAAUUAUUUGAAUGCUCUUAAAGAAUACGACAGCAAUCCGCUACAAUUUCAAUCAUCCGAAUGCGAUGAAACAAGUUCCGCUUACCAUUCCGAUAGCGAAAGUGCAGUUAACGACCUUCCGGGCCCACAAAAAUCAUAUCGUCCCCCGUAUUCGUCCGAAAGCAACAGUUAUCAUCACCCUUACCGUCCAGCCAGAGAUUACCGUAAUAGAAUGCAAGAUCUACCGUUUUCCUAUGGUCAGCCAUAUCGGCAAAAUGCUAAUUUUUACGAGGACUAUCGCUAUCCGAUGGAAGAAAAUCCGCGUUGGCGGAACAAUUAUCGAAGUUCUUUUGUGACGAACUCGAAUUCGUCAAGUUUCGAAGUUAUUGAUCCGUAUUUUCAACGUACAAAUAGAACGUAUAGAAAUGGUAGAAACCGAAGGUAUUAGGUAAUGUUGGUCGUUUUUAUUUAUCGCUGUAAAAGUGGAGCACUAUACCGGGCGAUAUGUUUGCGUAUAUGACACUCGACCGUCCGAUUUAUGGAACAAUAUCUCAUACCUACUCGAGCUUUUGUAGUUGAAGAGAAUGGUUGAUCAGUGACUAUCGUACCCUCGUUAUAGUGCUCUAAUUAAAAGGGUUCCAAUGAACUUUUGUAAUUUUUUAAUAUUUUCGUCAAUUAAGAAAUGCAUAAAUACAUGCGCUAUUUCAAUCAUAA
Molecule: messenger RNA, 1432 nt
Organism: Planococcus citri (citrus mealybug)
Lineage: Eukaryota; Metazoa; Arthropoda; Insecta; Hemiptera; Pseudococcidae
Product: RNA/RNP complex-1-interacting phosphatase homolog
Exons: 9
Coding region: 225-1166 (313 amino acids)
Biological process (GO): protein dephosphorylation
Molecular function (GO): protein tyrosine/serine/threonine phosphatase activity; polynucleotide 5'-phosphatase activity
Source: RefSeq, a predicted model, not a curated record